Carya illinoinensis is the source of this 4507-nucleotide messenger RNA. RefSeq names its product protein STICHEL. Gene Ontology annotation, cellular component: nucleus; DNA polymerase III complex; DNA replication factor C complex. Gene Ontology annotation, biological process: DNA repair; DNA-templated DNA replication. The coding region runs from base 467 to 4198 and encodes 1243 amino acids. Gene Ontology annotation, molecular function: DNA clamp loader activity; ATP hydrolysis activity; DNA binding. The record is from RefSeq and is a predicted model, not a curated record. Lineage: Eukaryota; Viridiplantae; Streptophyta; Magnoliopsida; Fagales; Juglandaceae. The transcript is spliced from 6 exons.
GACCUUACUUUUUUUUUUUUUUAAGAGAAAUUGCGAAACUUGCUCAUAAUACUAAUCUGUCUAUCAGAUCUGAUCUGCACUCGAAACCAUUUUCUCCCCUCUCUUCUGUAUACGUUCUUCACUCGAUGUAUACAUGUAUAUACGCUUGCUGCUUGCAUUUGUUUUUCGAUCAACAAGCAGAAGAAAAAGGGCGUAUUGGUGGAUUGGAUCUCAUUCUUUCCGGGUCGUGUGGUUUGUUGAUUUUUGGUUCUGAAAGAUGGUAUCUUUUUUGUUAGACUUCAAACCUCAAUUGCCCUCCAGAACCCAGACCAAAUACUGCUCUUAUGAAGAAUAAAACGGAGUAAAAGACGGGAUCUCAUUCUCUGUGGUUUACGGGUUUUGGUUCUGAGAGAGCAUUUACUUUUGCACCUCAACUUCGAUUAACCUACGAAACCCAAAACAAAUACUGCACUUGUGAAUAACAGAAAUGUCAGAAACGAGGGUUGGUGAUCCAAGCAAGCUACACUUGAAGAAGGAGCUUACUCAAAUCCGAAAGGCAGCCCGGGUUUUACGAGAUCCCGGCACGAGUUCCUCUUGGAAAUCCCCUCUAAAUUCCUCAAGAUCUGUUCCACCGGCUGCUUCUCCUUCAACUUGGGAGCACUUGUUACAGUCUGAUCAUUUCCAAAAUAACAAUGGCAAGGACAAGGAGAAGAAUGUGUUCCUGUACAAUUGGAAAGGCCACAAAUCCUCAACCGAGAAGAGCGCAGCAAUGGCCACGAUUGACGAUGACGACGAUGGAUCUUCUUCUUCGAUUCCGGGGGGCAGCGUUGAAGAUAACCUGAGCGAUGGGCGUGAUGGUAGGGAUUCAAAGAGUGACAGCUUUCCUUCCAUAUUCAGAUGUAGGAAUGCAAAUCCUGUGUCAUCGGCCAACAUUAAGAAGAAGAAGAAGAAGAGGAAGAAGAGUAAGAAAACUAAUACAAAUUUGGACGCUUUAUCAAAAUAUCGACACAAAGAUGAUAUUGUUGGUAGAAACUUAGUUAAUUCAAAACCACCAUUCCAGAGUCAUCCUUCCAUCGGGUUAAGCCGGGAUGACUCUGUCGGGCAAUCUGAUGAUACCGAAGAGUAUAGUAAUUCUGAGGAGUCUAGGAAAAUUUUGAGGGCGUCCCCAUUGCUUUUGAAACUUCAGCAUAAGAAUUGGUCUCACUCUUCUAAGCUUUUGAGAAAAAGUGGUCUAAGAGAGGAUUCUUCUUUUUCAUAUAGUACACCGGCAUUGUCGACUAGUUCCUAUAAUAGGUAUCGUAAUCAAAACCCAAGUACUGUUGGGUCUUGGGAUGGUACUACUACUUCAAUCAAUGAUGGGGAUGAUGAGGUGGAUGAUCAUUUGGAUUUGCCGGGUCGCCAAGGAUGUGGGAUUCCUUGUUAUUGGUCAAAGAGGACACCCAAACAUCGUGGUGUGUGUGGGAGCUGUUACUCUUCUUCACUUUCAGAUACAAUAAGGAGGAAAGGGAGCAUCAUGUUGUGCGGAAGUCAAGUUAUGUAUCCCAGGCGUCCAGGAUCAUCAUCAGGUUCCAACAAGCGGAGUAUUGCUUCAAGAAGUGCUCAAGGUGUUUUUCCAUUACUUGGUGAUUGCAGAGGAGGUUCAUCCAUAGGAACUGGGCGGAGUGAUGAUGAACUCUCUACUAACUUUGGGGAGCUUGAUUUGGAAGCUUUGAGUAGAUUGGAUGGGAGGAGAUGGUCGUCCAGCUGUAGAAGUCAAGAAGGACUAGAGAUUGUAGCUCUUAAUGGGGAAGGGGAAGAGGAAGGCACACCGGACAAUAUCAGGAGUUUUAGUAAGAAGUACAAACCGAUGUUCUUUGGUGAAUUAAUUGGGCAGAAUAUUGUUGUCCAGUCGCUGAGAAAUGCUGUUAUAAGGGGUCGGAUUGCCCCUGUUUAUCUUUUUCACGGUCCCCGUGGAACUGGAAAGACAUCAACAGCCAGGACUUUUGCCUCUGCCUUGAAUUGUCUGGCUCCUGAUGAAACCAAGCCAUGUGGUUACUGCAGGGAAUGCACUGAUUUCAUCUCUGGCAAGAGUAGAGAUCUGUUGGAAGUUGAUGGAACCAAUAAGAAAGGAAUUGAUAGAGUUAGGUACUUAUUGAAGAAACUAUCGGUGGAGUCCUCAUCAGCCUUCUCAGAAUACAAGGUUUUUGUUAUUGAUGAGUGUCACUUGUUACCCUCUAAGACAUGGCUGGCAUUUCUCAAAUUUCUUGAAGAACCACCAGAGCGAGUUGUGUUCAUACUUAUAACAACUGACCUUGACAAUGUACCUCGUACUGUACAAUCACGGUGUCAGAAAUACCUUUUCAACAAAAUUAAAGAUGUUGAUGUUGUAGCCAGGUUACGGAAUAUUUCUGCUAAUGAGAGCCUGGAUGUUGAAUCGGAUGCAUUGGAUUUGAUUGCUUUGAAUGCAGAUGGUUCACUUCGAGAUGCAGAAACUAUGUUGGAACAAUUGAGUUUACUGGGGAAAAGAAUCACCACAUCUCUUGUAAAUGAACUCGUGGGAGUUGUUUCAGAUGAAAAAUUACUGGAACUUUUGGAGUUAGCAAUGUCAUCAGACACUGUAGAAACAGUGAAAAGAGCCAGGGAGUUGAUGGACUUGGGGGCUGAUCCCAUGGUUUUGAUGUCUCAACUGGCCAGUCUCAUUAUGGAUAUCAUUGCUGGAACUUACAACACAAUUGAUGCUAAAUGUGGUGAUUUUUUCCCUGGUGAAAGAAGCUUGACUGAAUUAGAAAUGGAGAGAUUAAAGCACGCUCUGAAGCUUCUUUCAGAGGCUGAGAAACAGCUAAGGGUUUCAAGUGAACGCUCAACCUGGUUCACAGCAACCUUAUUGCAGCUCGGUUCAAUACCUUCUCCAGACUUUUCUCACUCUGGAAGCAGCAGAAGGCAGAGCUGUAAGGCAACCGAGGAUGACCCAUCCAGUGCUUCAAGAGAAGCUACUGCUUACAAGCAGAAGUGGGAUGCUCACCAUACUCCUCGAAAACCAACUUCUCCUGCUUCCCUGCAGAAGGCAGUAAGUGGGAAUCCCAACCAUCUUAGGGAACUGUUGUCAGGGGUUGACGGUUUCAGCUCCAACUCCAAUCCCAAGCUGUCACAAAGCCAGUCAGUUGAUGGGGGUGCCUCGGCUGCCUCAUGUGAUAAUAUUAUGGUUGGAAAUAUGAUGUUUAGAUGCAUAAACUUAGAAAAGUUGAAUGAUGUCUGGGCAAGUUGCAUUGAGAGGUGCCAUUCAAAGACACUGAGGCAGCUGCUAGCUGUUCAUGGAAAGCUUGUGUCUAUAUCCGAAGUUGAAGGUUUUCUUGUUGCUUUUGUUGCAUUUGGGAAUCGAGAAAUCAAGUGUAGAGUGGAAAGGUUUUUGAGCAGUAUCACAAAUGCAAUGGAAAUAGUUCUGAGAUGCAACGUGGAGAUUAGAAUAAUCCUUUUGCCUGACAGUGAGGCUUCUAUUAAUAUUGUGAAGCUGGUCAAGUUACCAGAGGGUCUGAAGAAGGCCGAAACAGCUGCAGCUGUUGACCAGGAAAGGAAGGCAGUACACCCAAACCCAAUUAAUGGUUUUUCUAAACGUUCUUUGUUGCUGGAUGGAACCUAUCAAUCUACCUCUGGUUCAUCAGACUUAACAGCUAAUGGCAAUGGCCAAACCAGUAGUACAAGAGAGAGGAGACAGGAGAUUCCAAUGCAGAGAAUAGAAUCCAUCAUUCACGAGCAAAGGCUAGAAACUGCCUGGUUACAGACUGCAGAGAAAGGCACGCCUGGUUCAUUGAGUCGUUUGAAACCUGAGAAGAAUCAAGUCCUGCCUCAAAAUGGCAUAUAUUGUCAAGAUCAAAUGGACUCCAUGAACUCAAUGGCCUUCUCCUCUCAGCAUUGGGAAGAUGAAUUAAAUCAUGAACCCAAAGUUAACAUUGGGAGGGUCCUCCGGAAGGACCAAAAUAGUAAAAGGAUUGAUCGUUUUCCCAUGUCACCAAGUUUAUUGCACGAUAAAAGCUUAGCAGGCAAUUUCAGUAAAAAUAACCUGGGAUAUGAAUCAGGGUCUGGAACUGGAGGUUGUAGUGGACUCUUCUGUUGGAAUAACGCCAAACCUCGUAAGAGGGAAAGGGUUAAAGUAACCUCUGUUCGGCCACACAAAGGUGGACGGUUUUCAUUGUUUGGUGAUUGCAGCAGACCAAAGAAAACAGAGUGUGGAUCUAGAAGAUAAAUAGCGAGAAUUCGUAGUUUGGGGUUUCAGAUAUACUAUUGUUUUCACUAUAUAUUUUACUUUAUUUAUCUUUUGACAGUUGAGCCAUUUUUUUUUUUUUUUGCGGGGGAGGGCGGCCUACGUAUGUAAAGGCUGUGGUUGCCAAUUGGCAUGUGCAUUUUCUAUGCCAUCAGUAAAGGAGAGAGACAGUGGAUGCUAAACUGUUAAUCUUCUUUUGCAUUUCUGGUCUGUUGACUCUGCUGGACUGUUCUAGGAACGGGAUGGAUGCUAUAAAAUAGAAGUAUCUUUCUCGUUUUUUCGUUUUGGUCA